CUUUCAACACAGCCUUGUAUGGAUCAAUACUCUUUAAGCAACCAGAUUGAAGAUGCAGAUCUUAAAGCACAAGGACCAUUUGAAGCAAGUGAACAUCUGCAGGCCUCUGUGCAGAGUAUUGAUUUGUAUGAAGAAAUUUUUAACUGCCAACAGAAUCAACCCUUCACAGAGGAGAUUGGUGAUGACUCCAUGACCCGUAUUCUCAUCUCCCAUGAUGACGAUGAUGACUACUAUGAUCAAAAUGUAUCAGAGCUCCAGGUGAAUACCAGUGAAACGGAGGACCAAUUUGAGACAGGAAUACAGAUAGCAAUAACUGAAGAAGGUGCUGUAAAAGAGAAAGACAUUCCUUUGAAAGAUCCAUUUACUGGCAUGGAGAAAGGCACACUUGAACAAACUCUUGGUGAGUCGAGAUUUGAAAGGAAAUAAAGCAAUAUACUGAUUCAUAUCAGAAUUACCAUCAUUGAUACUUCAAGCUGAUCAUGAUAUUUGUGUGGAUGCUCAAAGUGAGAAAGAAAACCAGAGCAGUGGGUCAAGCUAUUCAAAUCCCUGUACUGAUGUCUCCCAAAAGGAAACGGUUGGUUUUGAGGCUCACUGUGAAAAGGAAGAUGGUCAAUUGCGAUGUUCUCAUGUGGCAACAACUGCUGAUAGUGUUGAAUCAGAUAAAGAACAAUUGAUUGGUGCCAGUAUCAAGGUCACUGAUACUGUGCUACUUUCUACUGAAUCAGAAAUUGCAUCGCUCAAACACUUCAUUGAUCAAAACCAACAACACCAAUUGAUGCCUAUUGCUGCACUUUCAGCAUCAGAAAAAUGAAGUGGACGUGGAAAAUUUGUCGAACAAAAAUGUAGAAACUGAUAGCUGCUUCAUUGUACAGGUCACAUCUAAAGGAGAAUCUGUG
Molecule: messenger RNA, 896 nt
Organism: Hemiscyllium ocellatum (epaulette shark)
Lineage: Eukaryota; Metazoa; Chordata; Chondrichthyes; Orectolobiformes; Hemiscylliidae
Exons: 4
Coding region: 19-426 (135 amino acids)
Source: RefSeq, a predicted model, not a curated record